AUGGCGAGCCGCAUCUCAUGCCUCGUGCUGACACUUGCUGCCCUGCUGGCGGCAGUCUGCACCUUCUCCUCCAUUCUGCCCAAGUCUGAGGCAUUUGUCUCUCAGGCGCCGCAGCUCCGCAGCCGGAACACUGCUCUUCAGGGUGAGCGCAUGCCUGGCCGAGAUCGCCAGCCCACGGACUUGGAUGAGCAGUACGGCAAGCCUCCGCCCACCGAGACGCCGCAGUUUGCCACCUCCAACCUGAUUUUCAACAUCGCCUCCGUCCUGGCGCUGCUGGUCUUGGGUUUUUUCAUUGUGGACAUUGGAGCAGUGAAGAUGGAGUAUGCUUCCUAUGGCGUCUACAAGGAGAAGAUGAAAGACUUGCUGCGCCCUAAUGUGGAGACUCUGCGAGUGAAGGAGCUGCCUCAGCGGGGCCUUUUUGUCGACGGCCUUUCCCGUGAGUAUGUCACCUGCCCGGCUGACGUGAUGAGCGUGAUCCGGGCAGGCUUGCGAACGCGGGUCGUCGGCAAGACUCGCUGCAACUUGCACUCCUCGAGAUCCCACGCCAUUUUUGUCCUCCAUGCGGAGCAACGCUCGUUGCAAGGAGAGGAGAGACUCGGGAAGUUGACGCUGGUGGACUUGGCCGGCAGCGAGAAGGUGUCGAAGAGCGAAUCUGUGGGCGAGACGCUGGAGGAAGCCAAGAAGAUCAACUGGUCCUUGAGCGCCUUGGGCAAAGUCAUCGAUGCGCUGGUGGAGCAAAGGUCCCAUGUGCCGUACCGAGACUCCCAGCUGACCCGGGUACUGCAGGAGGCCUUGGGCGGGAACUGCCGCACCACCCUCUUGGUGGCCGCCUCCGGCUGCGCCCAGCACGCCGAUGAGACUCUGUCGUCCUUGCGCUUUGCAACUAGAGCCAAGAAUGUCCGGAACGUGGCCAAGGUGAACUACACUUUUUCGCAAGAGCAACUGCUGCUGGUGGUGGCAAAGCUACAAAAGCAGCUGAUGAGUGGCGCUCUUGGCUCGUGA
Effrenium voratum is the source of this 1002-nucleotide messenger RNA. The record is from the annotation of a GenBank genome assembly. NCBI's taxonomy places the organism in Eukaryota, Dinophyceae, Suessiales, Symbiodiniaceae.